AUGAGUGACAAAUGGGACAAUUACUUCCAAUUCUUUUUUAAUAAAGAGGUAGAUGUCUUGCGUAUUGAACGUGGUUCUCCAUGGCUAUUCAAGGAUUACGUGCUCCAUGUCAAGAGAUGGAAGGAAGAUCAGAACGGUGAUGAAGAGAUUGUUUCCAAUUUUUCAGUUUGGGUUCAAUUUUGGGAUUUGCCAGAAUCGUUUAAAAUCCUCGAACUUGGACGUAAAUUGGGAGAGAGGCUAAACACAGUGUUAGAGGUAGGUAAAUUUCAUAUGAGAGGCAGAGAAACUAGGAUUGUAAAGGCCAAGAUCAAUAUUGAAGCUACCAAGAAAUUGAUGGAUCAGUUAAUUGUUGCAGGACCUAAUAAAAAGGAGGUAGAGGCAGCAUUGCGCUAUGAGAGACUUGGAAAUUUCUGUACCUACUGCGCAAAAUUGGGGCCCGAGGUGAAAAACUACCAUGAUCUACUGAAGGACACGGAGAGUGAUAGGUUAAAAGAGGAUGACAUUGGCGAAUGGGUUAAAGCCAGCCAAGUUGGAAUACGAAUUAACUCUAAAAGAGAAAGAACGUUCAAUAACUCAGCCCAGAAUCAGAAUAAGGCUACUAAAUAUAAGAAAAAGCCGGUCUUAAACUGCUUAUUAGAGAAAUUUGCAGGAAUGUCAAUGCAAGAGGAGGAACAAAGUUUGAAACCACAAAACGCUAGCAAUAAGGCAGCACCUGAGUCACCUCAAUCAGCCAACUCUAGAACAGAAUGUAUGGAGGUUAUCAUAGCUGGUCAGUCCAAUGCCAAGGAGGAUGAAGGACAACCUAUGCAAUUCACUAUUGUGCAAUGUCUCACAACAGAGGAAGGCAGGAAGUGA
Molecule: messenger RNA, 855 nt
Organism: Arachis ipaensis
Lineage: Eukaryota; Viridiplantae; Streptophyta; Magnoliopsida; Fabales; Fabaceae
Source: RefSeq, a predicted model, not a curated record